Molecule: messenger RNA, 1215 nt
Organism: Helianthus annuus (common sunflower)
Lineage: Eukaryota; Viridiplantae; Streptophyta; Magnoliopsida; Asterales; Asteraceae
Product: serine/threonine-protein kinase SAPK2
Exons: 9
Coding region: 39-1079 (346 amino acids)
Biological process (GO): protein phosphorylation; intracellular signal transduction
Molecular function (GO): ATP binding; protein serine/threonine kinase activity
Source: RefSeq, a predicted model, not a curated record
CAAAUGCACGUAGGCCCAAAAGCCUUUGACAUCUUAACAUGCAAUUUGUGAUGGAAAGAUACGAACUUCUGAAAGAUAUAGGAUCUGGGAAUUUUGGUGUGGCAAAGCUGGUUAAAGACAAGAGCUCCGGCGAGCUUUUUGCGGUCAAGUAUAUUGACAGAGGUCAGAAGAUUGAUGAACAUGUAGAAAGGGAGAUUUUGAAUCACAGGUCGCUUAAACACCCUAAUAUUAUUCGAUUCAAGGAGGUGUUGCUAACCGAGACUCAUCUUGCGAUAGUCAUGGAGUAUGCCAACGGAGGAGAGCUUUUCGAUCGAAUUUGUACUGCUGGUAGAUUCAGCGAAGAUGAGGCCAGAUUUUACUUCCGGCAACUCAUAUCAGGAGUCAGUUACUGCCAUUCAAUGCAAAUUUGUCACAGAGAUUUGAAGCUCGAGAACACACUCUUGCACGAAAGCUCAACAACCCGUCUUAAAAUUUGUGAUUUUGGUUAUUCCAAGUCUUCAGUGCUGCAUUCCCAGCCCAAAUCAACAGUCGGGACCCCUGCAUAUAUCGCACCCGAAGUUUUGUCGAAGAAAGAGUACGACGGUAAGAUUGCAGAUGUUUGGUCUUGUGGGGUUACAUUAUAUGUUAUGUUGGUUGGUGCGUAUCCUUUUGAAGAUCCAGAUGAUCCAAGAAAUUUUAGGAAAACUCUCACUCGAAUACUUGGCGUGCAAUACUCAAUCCCUGACUAUGUUCGAGUUUCAAUGGACUGCAAACAUCUUUUAUCGCGUAUAUUCGUAGACAACCCCGAAAAGAGAAUUACCAUUCCCGAGAUAGAAAAGCAUCCUUGGUUCGUGAAGAACAUGCCGAAGGAAUUCAUAGAAGAUGAGGAGUCUAGUUCGGAUGUGGAUGAGCCAACACAAAGCAUAGAAGAAGUGAUAUCAAUAAUACAAGAGGCUAGAAAAGGUACAAUGGUUGGCAAACAAGAUGGGCAAUUUGUAGGAGGGGGUGCUAGUAUGGAGCUUGAUGAUGAAAUAAUAGACUCUGAUGAUGAGCUUGAAGAUGAAGUAGACACAAGUGGGGAUUUUGUUUGUGCAUUGUAAAUGUUGGCUUCUUUCUUUCCUUCUGGCCUACACAACCGAUAUGUUGUGUUUGUGAUUGUCAUCUUUAAUAUGAUUGUAUUUAGUGUUUAGACUAAUAGGGUGACUUAAUAUAUUUAAAUUACUAGUUUAAGUAUCA